Drosophila nasuta is the source of this 3124-nucleotide messenger RNA. RefSeq names its product fascin domain-containing protein singed (gene sn). Gene Ontology annotation, molecular function: protein-macromolecule adaptor activity; actin filament binding. Gene Ontology annotation, cellular component: cytoplasm; actin cytoskeleton. The record is from RefSeq and is a predicted model, not a curated record. Gene Ontology annotation, biological process: cell migration; actin filament bundle assembly; establishment or maintenance of cell polarity. NCBI's taxonomy places the organism in Eukaryota, Metazoa, Arthropoda, Insecta, Diptera, Drosophilidae. Bases 804 to 2342 code for a protein of 512 amino acids. The transcript has 6 exons.
UUUCAUUCCAAUUCGAGAGCAAGUCGUGAGCGGUUGUGUUUCUGAUACGAACAAUUCUUCGGUGGUCCUCAUUUUAUUCAUUGUGCGCGCAUGCGUCUCUCUCUUGUCAGCCAAUUUGAAAAAUCGUGAAAAUCCUUUUGCCAUACCCAAAAGCGCAUAGCAAACAAAAGCAAAAAUCAAGAAAAAAUACCUGAGAAUAAGCAAUCAACAAAUACAAGUACAACUGCGACAGCAAUAACAACAGCAUAAGAAAAAGAAUUCAUAAUUAUUUUUGCCUGUGAUUUGUUUACGUUUUUUUUCCGAUUUUUGUAUUGUGAGAGUGUUAAGCGAACUUGGAACUGCGAAAAGAGUUUGUUACUCUUUUGUGCUAACAAUAUUCGAAUUGGAAGUGAAGGGUGUAACACAAAUACACACAAAUCCAACCGAAAAAUACACACACACAGAGCAAUCAAGGCGUGUAGUAGAAACACCGGCAAAUAGAAAACGAUAAACGAUAACGAUUGCAAAUUGCAAAAGGCUUUUUUUUGCAUUGAACAGCAGAAGAGAGAGGACCGGUUAAAGAAGCAGAGAGCGCGCGCGGCCCAAAAGGAUAAUAAACGAACACAAAAAUAAAAAAUACGUUAAUUAAAGAAACAGCAGCAACGCAGCAGAAAUUACAAAAUAACUGUAACAGCAGCAGAAGAGCGGCGAGCAGCGAGCUAAAUAAAAGCAACAAACAAAGAAAGUAAACACACACAGACUUUUUACCGGCAGGGUCCAAUUGUUAAAUUUAAACAGCCGCCACCAUUGCACCCAUCAGCACCAUGAACGGCCAGAGCUGUGAGCUGGGCCACAGCAAUGGUGACAUUAUAUCACAGAAUCAACAGAAGGGCUGGUGGACCAUUGGUCUGAUCAAUGGCCAGCACAAGUAUAUGACGGCGGAGACAUUCGGGUUCAAGCUCAAUGCGAAUGGCGCCAGCCUGAAGAAGAAGCAGCUCUGGACCCUGGAGCCAUCGACUACGGGUGAAAGUAUUAUCUAUUUGCGAUCUCAUCUGAACAAAUAUCUGUCGGUCGAUCAAUUUGGCAACGUGCUGUGCGAGAGCGAGGAACGCGAUGCUGGCAGCCGCUUCCAGAUCAGCAUCAGCGAAGAUGGCAGCGGCCGUUGGGCAUUGAAGAACGAAUCGCGCGGCUAUUUUCUGGGCGGCAAUCCCGACAAACUGGUGUGCACGGCCAAGACGCCCGGUGCCAGUGAGUUUUGGACCGUUCAUUUGGCUGCCCGACCUCAGGUGAAUUUGCGUUCGAUUGGCCGCAAGCGUUUUGCGCAUUUGUCCGAAUCGCAGGAUGAGAUCCAUGUGGAUGCCAACAUACCCUGGGGCGAGGAUACGCUCUUUACGCUCGAGUUUCGUGCCGAGGAGGGCGGACGCUACGCCUUGCACACGUGCAACAACAAAUACUUGAAUGCCAAUGGCAAGCUGCAGGUGGUCUGCAAUGAGGAUUGUCUGUUCAGUGCCGAAUACCAUGGCGGACAUUUGGCGCUGCGCGAUCGUCAGGGUCAAUAUCUGUCGCCCAUUGGCUCGAAGGCCGUGCUUAAGUCACGCUCAUCGACGGUGACCCGGGAUGAGCUGUUCUCCCUCGAGGAUUCCCUACCCCAGGCCUCCUUCAUUGCCGGCCUCAAUUUGCGCUAUGUGAGCGUUAAGCAAGGCGUCGAUGUGACGGCCAAUCAGGAUGAGGUCGGUGAGAAUGAGACGUUCCAGUUGGAGUACGAUUGGUCGGCGCACCGUUGGGCAUUGCGCACCACACAGGAUCGCUAUUGGUGUCUCUCGGCUGGCGGCGGCAUUCAGGCCACCGGCAAUCGUCGUUGCGCCGAUGCCCUCUUCGAGCUCAUCUGGCAUGGCGAUGGCUCGUUGUCGUUCCGUGCCAACAAUGGCAAGUUCUUGGCCACCAAGCGUUCGGGACAUUUGUUUGCCACCUCCGAGUCCAUUGAGGAGAUCACCAAGUUCUAUUUCUACUUGAUCAAUCGACCCAUUCUAGUAUUGAAGUGCGAGCAGGGAUUCGUGGGCUAUCGCACGCCCGGCAAUCUCAAGCUCGAGUGCAACAAGGCCACCUACGAGACCAUUCUCGUGGAGCGUGCCCAGAAGGGAAUGGUGCACCUAAAGGCACACAGCGGCAAGUACUGGCGCAUUGAGGGCGAGAGCAUUUCGGUGGAUGCUGAUGCGCCAGCUGAUGGUUUCUUCUUGGAGCUGCGCGAACCAACACGAAUUUGCAUAAGAUCGCAGCAAGGCAAAUAUUUGGGAGCUACCAAAAAUGGCGCAUUCAAGUUGCUGGAUGAUGGCACCGACUCCGCCACCCAGUGGGAAUUCUAAAAGAGAAGCACUCCAAAUGAAUGAAGAAUGCAACACGCGUGUUUAGCAAUAACAAAUACGAAAAGAUCAGAAAACACACAACACGUAUCAAUUUUCCAGAGUUCUUUUUUUUAAAAACGGUGUCGACUAAUUUGAAUGUCCAGGUUUGAAGAGCAAGUUUUGAAAAAGAAAAACGCAACAAAAGAAGUCGCACAACAGUUUAUCCUACAUGCAAAUGAAAAAUUAUAAAAAACGAAAAAAAAAAACAAUACGAAAAUUUUAAGGAAAAUGCAUGUGAAUAUAUAAAUAUAUAUAUAUAUAUACAGAUAACAAAAAAAAACAUAUAUGUAUAUUCAUAUAUAGAAAGAGAUUUUUUUAAAAACAACCUAUUUAGCUUUUUAUACGUUUUUACAAGAACAACAAAUUUAGCAUAGACAACAACCACGCCAACAACAACUGGAGCAGGAACACUUUUUUGUCGCGAGUCCAAAUUUAGCAUAGACAAGAACCACAACAACAACAACAACAACUGGAAUUAGAACCGGAACAAAAACAAUUUGUCGCGAGUCCUUCCGAUUUGAAAUAUCAGCAACAACAUAAUUAAAUGUGUAUAAACACACACACACACACAUACGUGCAAGCAUACAUACACAUAUGCAUAUAUAUUUAUUCGAUUCAUAAUGCUUUUAAAAAGGGCCGCUUAACUUAAAACAAAACAACAAAAACAAAUAAAUAAUAACACUUAAAAAAAAAACAUUAAAGAAAAAAAAUGUUGCUUAAAAAUCAACAUAUAUUCCUAUAAA